Molecule: messenger RNA, 1845 nt
Organism: Cololabis saira (Pacific saury)
Lineage: Eukaryota; Metazoa; Chordata; Actinopteri; Beloniformes; Belonidae
Gene: acp7
Product: acid phosphatase 7, tartrate resistant (putative)
Exons: 15
Coding region: 271-1590 (439 amino acids)
Molecular function (GO): metal ion binding; acid phosphatase activity
Source: RefSeq, a predicted model, not a curated record
UACGACUGUUUAGAUCCGUCUCUAAACAUUAUAGCUGCGCACAUUUUUGAAGUUUUAUCAUUCAGCGGACUUAUUCCGGGCCAAAGAUGUCUUUGCAUCUGGAGACCACCAUUUAUUACGUUUUGUCAUAUUUUUCAUAACUGGAGUUGACUGCAGGUUAACCGAUGCAGGCUUCCCUCAGCAGACACCGAAACACAGUCUGCUACUCAGUACUGGAGACUAUACGCCGCCACUUAACUCAGGGAUUUAUUCCAGCAGUCCAGUGCUGAAAUGGUGUCUGUUCAGGCUGCCUGUGCGUUGUUAGGCCUCGCACCCCUGUUGGUGUUUGCUGUUCCCCCUAUUUGGACCCAGCCAGAGCAGGUGCACCUCUCCUAUCCAGACAUGCCGGGCUCUAUGGUCGUGACCUGGACCACCUUCAACAAGACAGCCAGCACAGUGGAGUACGGCCUCCUGGGAGGUCAGCUCUUUGAGAUGAGUGCCAACGGUGAAGCUACUCUGUUUGUGGACUCAGGAGAAGAGAAGAGGAAGAUGUUCAUCCACCGAGUCACCCUCGCAGACCUCAAACCUGCUGCGACAUAUGUCUACCACUGUGGCAGUGAUGAAGGCUGGAGUGAUGUGUUCUGGUUCACUGCUCUGAACGACAGCUCCAGUUUCAGUCCCAGGUUUGCUCUGUACGGUGAUCUGGGUAAUGAGAACCCUCAGUCUCUGGCUCGACUGCAAAGGGACACUCAGCUCAGCAUGUACGACGCCAUCCUGCAUAUAGGGGAUUUUGCCUACGAUAUGCAUGAGGACAAUGCCAGGAUUGGAGACGAGUUCAUGAGGCAGGUCCAGUCCAUAGCAGCCUACGUGCCCUACAUGACCUGCCCAGGCAACCACGAAAAUGCAUACAACUUCUCAAACUACAGGAGUCGCUUCAGCAUGCCGGGUCAAACCGAGAGCCUCUGGUACAGCUGGAACCUGGGGUCGGCACACAUCAUCUCCUUCUCCACAGAGGUUUACUUCUACUUGGACUAUGGCCUGGAACUUCUCUUCAAGCAGUAUGAGUGGCUGAGGAAAGACCUGGAGGAGGCCAACAGGCCUGAGAACAGGGCGGUGCGUCCAUGGAUCAUCACCAUGGCACACAGGCCCAUGUACUGCUCUGAUGACGACCAGGACGACUGCACCACGUCUGACUCCUUUGUCCGUCGAGGUCGGAACGACACUAAACCACCAGCUCCGGGUCUAGAGGAUCUAUUUUAUCUCAAUGGGGUGGAUCUGGAGCUGUGGGCACAUGAGCACACGUAUGAGAGACUUUGGCCCGUCUAUGGGGACAAGGUGUGCAAUGGGAGCACACAGCAGCCCUAUGUGAAUCCCAAAGCUCCAGUACACAUCAUCACAGGCUCCGCUGGCUGCAGAGAGAGGACCGACAGGUUCAACCCAAACCCCAAAGACUGGAGCGCCUUCCGCAGCACAGACUACGGCUACAGCCGGAUGCAGGUGGUCAACAGCACCCACAUUUACUUGGAGCAGGUCUCAGAUGACCAGUCUGGCAAAGUGAUUGACAGCAUAUGGGUGGUGAAAGAAAAACACGGCUUCUCUGCCUGGAUAUGAAGACUGUCAUCCUUGGAAUAACAAUCUCCUCACCAAAAACACUUUGAGCUUCACACAAGCACUUUCUUUAUUUGUUUCGCUACAAUUAUGUAGUGAAAAAGAAAACUCAUUUGAUUUUGGACUAAAAAUGGGUUUCCACUGGCCUUCAUCAACUGUAUGAUUGCCUGCUGUGAAUGUAUAAAACCUAACUGUGAUGUGAUCUUCAUGUUUUGUAACCAAAAAUCCUACUUUUGAAUAAAUAGAUUUUUAAAUCUG